Messenger RNA from Impatiens glandulifera, 2314 nucleotides. RefSeq names its product calcium-dependent protein kinase 1-like. The transcript is spliced from 7 exons. The record is from RefSeq and is a predicted model, not a curated record. Gene Ontology annotation, biological process: peptidyl-serine phosphorylation; protein autophosphorylation; intracellular signal transduction. NCBI's taxonomy places the organism in Eukaryota, Viridiplantae, Streptophyta, Magnoliopsida, Ericales, Balsaminaceae. The coding region runs from base 349 to 2088 and encodes 579 amino acids. Gene Ontology annotation, molecular function: calcium ion binding; calmodulin binding; ATP binding. Gene Ontology annotation, cellular component: nucleus; cytoplasm.
UACUAUAUAAACCAGCUUGUAAAUCCCAGGAAGACUUUUACAAUUCCGCAGUUUCCAAACUCUGUCCGACCUUAAUUUCCUCUUUUCAAGAUCCCAUUUUGCCCCAAGUUUGAUAUCUUCACUUUCUUUCUCCUAAUUUUGAUUAUCUGUUAAAUAUUGGCUGGAUAUGAUCUCACCCUCUGAUGGGUUUCUUCAACUCAACUGUAUGUUAUAUAUUAUAUAUUAGUUCAUCUAUUCACUUGUUUGUCCCUCCCAUCUCAUGUUUUGCGCUUUUGACCCGACGAUCUGAGCUUCAACUAAAGGGGACCCAAGUAAUAUAAAGGGCAGGGGUGGAUUUUGUUGUUAACAAUGGGAAACAAUUGUGUUGGACCAAGCAUUUCAAGACAGGGUUUAUUCCAAUCGGUUUCUGAUGCAGUUUGGAGAAGACGGAUCUCUGAUGGUGGUGUUGCUGCUGCUCCUACCAACACCAAUGGAGGAGAUAACACGCGGGAAACUUCUAAUCCCACUAGAGAUAUGGAAAUGCCCACAGCAGUCCAAAGUAAACCGCCUGAGCAAAUGACAAUGCCGAAAGAAGAAGAGGAACCUUCGAAACCCGUUAAACCUCCAAAGAUAAAGAGGGUUGCUAGUGCAGGCCUUCGAACUGGUUCUGUAUUGCAAAAGAAAACCGGGAAUCUGAAGGAAUUCUACAGAAUAGGGAAAAAGCUAGGACAGGGUCAGUUUGGGACAACUUUCCUUUGUGUGGAGAAGGUCAGUGGAAAAGAGUAUGCUUGUAAGUCAAUUGCCAAGAGGAAAUUGUUAACAGAUGAGGAUGUGGAGGAUGUGAGGAGGGAAAUUCAGAUAAUGCACCAUUUGGCUGGGAACCCUAAUGUGAUAUCAUUCAAAGGAGCGUAUGAGGAUGCUGUGGCGGUUCAUCUUGUUAUGGAGAUAUGUGCUGGAGGUGAGCUUUUCGAUAGGAUUAUAAAACGAGGACAUUACACCGAGAGAAAGGCUGCUGAGCUUACUAGAACUAUAGUUGGAGUUGUGGAAGCUUGUCAUUCUCUUGGGGUUAUGCAUAGAGAUCUUAAACCUGAAAAUUUCCUGUUUGUGGAUCAGAAGGAGGAUUCACUUCUCAAAACAAUCGACUUUGGAUUGUCCAUAUUCUUUAAGCCAGGAGAAAAAUUUAGUGAUGUUGUGGGAAGUCCUUAUUAUGUUGCUCCAGAGGUGCUGAGAAAGCGAUAUGGUUCUGAAGCAGAUGUUUGGAGUGCUGGAGUUAUAGUUUACAUUUUAUUAAGUGGAGUGCCUCCUUUCUGGGCUGAAAAAGAGCAAGGAAUAUUUGAGCAGGUCUUGAAUGGUGAUCUUGACUUCUCAUCAGAUCCUUGGCCAAGUAUUUCUGAAGAUGCCAAGGAUUUAGUCAAGAAAAUGCUUGUUCGAGAUCCAAGACGACGUAUAACUGCACAUGAAGUUUUAUGCCACCCAUGGGUUCAGGUCGAUGGUGUGGCUCCUGACCAGCCUCUUGAUUUUGCUGUUUUAAGUCGUUUGAAACAAUUUUCCGCAUUGAACAAGCUCAAGAAGAUAGUUCUUAGAGUGAUUGCAGAGAACCUGUCUGAAGAAGAGAUUGCUGGUCUGAAAGAAAUGUUCAAAAUGAUUGAUACAGACAACAGUGGGCAUAUCACCUUUGAAGAACUUAAAGACGGAAUGAAAAGAGUUGGUGCCAAUCUUAACGAGUCCGAAAUUUAUGAUCUAAUGAAAGCUGCCGACAUUGAUAACAGUGGAACAAUUGACUAUGGGGAAUUCAUUGCUGCAAUGCUUCACUUGAACAAGAUAGAGAGGGAAGAUAACUUGUUUGCUGCUUUCAAUUAUUUUGACAAGGAUGGAAGCGGUUAUAUCACAGCAGAUGAGCUGCAGCAAGCCUGUGAGGAGUUUGGCAUAACAGAUGUCCGUUUGGAAGAAAUGAUCCAAGAUGUGGACCAGGACAAUGAUGGACGUAUAGAUUACAAUGAGUUUUCAGCCAUGAUGCAAAAAGGAAAUCCAGUUGUAGGAGGAGGUGUGAAGAAGAAAGGACUGGAAAACAGCUUCAGCAUUAGGUUCAAAGAAGGAUUAAAGCUAUAACAUUGGUAACAAGAAUCUAUUUCUUUAUGUUUAUCUUCAUCUCUAUCUCCUACAGAGACACAUGUAUGAUUACUGUUUGUUCUUGCCAAAGAGUGUAUCUAGCUAGCUAGUUUAUGAUUUGUAUAGCAAUUGAGGAGAAAUGGUGUUUGGGCAGCCUUGUUCAUGAAGUGUGUAUUUCAAUUGACAUAUUGGCCUCUGUUUAUGAAAUUUAUCAUUAUUUUUCUCU